Molecule: messenger RNA, 1017 nt
Organism: Plasmopara halstedii
Lineage: Eukaryota; Oomycota; Peronosporomycetes; Peronosporales; Peronosporaceae
Exons: 1
Coding region: 1-1017 (338 amino acids)
Source: RefSeq, a predicted model, not a curated record
AUGGUUUUAAAUGCUGCACACUACCUACUGGACCGCAUGCGAUCAAGCAAGGCACAUAACGAGAUUGGUGAUAGCAAGUUGCGCGGCUGCUUUUCGUCAGUGGGAAGUGCCACACACUCGUUUCAUGGCGACGACGCUGUCGGCUUCGGACCAAGCUACAUGGUGGUAGCGGAUGGUGUGUCCGGUACCAUGAAGGCGUCGGGCGUGCUGGCGCGAAUGUUGGUGGCUGAGACCUUAACGGCGUUAGCGAAGUUACGCAAACACUCACGGGAACAACCUCCGUGUGCAAAUGACUUUAGUCAAAGUAUGCAAGCUGCCAUAAAAAAAGCUCGCAAGCUAGCUAAGCGCAAAGGACGACUUGAUUCAACCGUUUCAGCUGCUUACUUUGAUGAGACCUCGCGUCGAAUGUUUGUUUAUUCAAUUGGUGACUGUAAGUGCGUCGUGUUUCGCGGACCUCAGCUCGUGUACGAAAGCGACUCUAUUAUAUACGACUUUAAUGUGCCCGCUGUGGUUUCUAGCAACCAAUCCAUUAAUUAUGCAGCAGAAGUGGAUAUACAGAUUUUCGAAUACGAAGCAGGUGAUGUUUGUCUAUUAUUUUCGGACGGCGUGCACGAUAACUUGUACGUCGACGACAUCGCAGCAUGUGUCAACACGUCACUGUCGUUUCAAUCAAAAAGUGGUCCAGCGGAGGACAUGGCGCGAAGGAUAGUGCAACGCGCUAAGAACACCUUUAAUAGCAUCACAGAUUACAUUCCAUUUGCAGUUUCAGCGGCUGUAUUCUGUCGUGAGGCAUUGACUGAGCUCAGCGCUAGCAAGACUGUUGAAAUUGAAGAACUGAAACGGUUUAAGCUUAAAUGCGAGGCUAUCCCCACAUUUGAUGCGCAGCGUGCAAUCUUUGCUAAGGAGCGACGUGUCCGACAGCUGGCUUUCUACAGUGCGUCAAAUUUGCUCGCUUUUGCGCACAAGAAGCAGGGCAAGCGCGACGACGUAUCUGUGUGCGCUGCGAUUCUUGCGUGA